Phytomonas sp. Hart1 is the source of this 1035-nucleotide messenger RNA. NCBI's taxonomy places the organism in Eukaryota, Euglenozoa, Kinetoplastea, Trypanosomatida, Trypanosomatidae. The record is from the annotation of a GenBank genome assembly.
AUGGCGGAGCUCGCGGGGCGGUUUGCCGUGCAGGGAAUCCGCCACGACGUGGCCAGCGGGGGGCUUUGGUGCGCCCUCUGCACGCGGUAUGAGACGGCCUCCCCGGGGAAUAACCCCAAAAGUGAAGUAACAGAGGAGGAGGAGGAGGAGGAGGGAGGUGUCACUACAGGAAAAGGUAAAGAGAAGGAGAAGGGAGAUGUAACAACAGGAAAGAGAAAAGAUAAGGGGGAGGGAGGUGUAACAACAGAGAAGUGGAAAGGGACGAAUAAGACAACGAACGAGGAGGAGGUGGGGAGGAAUAAGGAGGCGGCGGCGACCAGGAAAGCGGGGGAGGGUUCUUUUCACCUCGCGCGGGUUCCCCCUACCAUGGCGGGGGUCCUCGACCACUGCGGCGAGCGGGAGCAUCUCCGGCGCUAUGAGGCCCAUCGCGUCGGGGGGGCCCUCGCGCACUGGUGCGGAGUCGAACUCAACGGCAAGCCUAUUUUACUUGACCAUCACUGCCUUUACCCCGCGCAGACCUUCGGCGCGGGGCGAUUCCUCCUUGACGAAACCCUCGCCGGGGGGGCUUUGCUCGGUGUGGAUGUCUGCGGGGGGGUCCAACUCCGGGGGUUUCAUAAAUACACCCUCGUCGCGCUGCUCCCAUCCUCCGCGAGGGCUUUCACACACGAGAUUGACCUCCCCCCCCGGGUCCGAAUCUUUUAUAAUCCGGAAAGGCCGCUUUCGCAGUCGAUCAAAUUUCCAGCGUCAACCUCGUCAUCAACGCUUAGUGUCGUAAAACGCGCCCGAACGCCUGCCUCCAUCUUGGAUAGAAAUAUUUCCGAAAGUGGUGCUUCGUCUUCGAUGGAGAGGUCGGAUGUGUUUCAGAAUGGGAUAAAGACGUUGCCGAGCUUUUACAAGGAGGGUCGACGCGGUUGUAGUAAAAAAGCACGCUCAAGCUAUCUGAAGGAAGUGCUGAAUGGGGUGAACGCGUCGAUUAUCGGCGAAGCAAAGCUACGCAAUCAACGGAAGAAAAAUUUUAUUGAGUUUAACUGCUGA